AUGUCAAAAGAUUAUCAAGAUAGUAAAUCAUGUCGACAAGAAGUGAUGUAUGCAAAACAUUCACUUAAAAAACGUUUUAUUCCAAUAUACAUCAAAAAAGAUUUUGUAGCAACUGGCUGGUUAGGUGUACGUAUUGUUGGCCCACAAUAUAUUCGUUUUGAAAAAAAAUCAUUUAAUGAUACAAUUAAAGAACUUAUUAAACUUAUUAUUGAAGAUAAAAAACAUCAAGAAUAUGAUAAAAAAAAAGUAGCUGAACCUUCAACUACUUCUCCUCGAGUCCUUGAAAAUAAGCCAAUUGAAAAUACAAAUAAUCAAAUAAAACCUAAUGAAGAUAAUCAUAUUAAAGCUAAUCGAAAAUCUUCAAAGAAAUCAGUAGAACAAUGGACAAAAGAAGAUAUUGCACAAUGGUUUGAUGAUAAUUGUAUUCAUCAAGAAUUAAUUGAUUUGUAUGAUUUUCGACAUGGUAUAGAUCUUCUUCUCUACGGACAAUGUCUUCGACCUGAUUGGCAAAUUGAAUAUAAUGCUAUAAGCGAACGAUAUGAAGAGAAAUAUAAUACAAAAUUAUAUCGAGAUCAAUUUGUUCGUUUUGUCGGUGCUGUUAAUAGAUUGCAACCAUCAAAUUCAAAAUUAUGUAUUAUCUCCUAA
This is a messenger RNA of Rotaria sp. Silwood2, 645 nucleotides long. The record is from the annotation of a GenBank genome assembly. NCBI's taxonomy places the organism in Eukaryota, Metazoa, Rotifera, Eurotatoria, Philodinida, Philodinidae.